AUGUCUAACGCACUACGAUCGGAUGUUCUUAUUGUAGGCGCUGGCGCCUCAGGAUUGUACGCUGCUUUACUUUUAGCGAGCAUGGAUGUCUCUGUUUGCAUCAUUGAUAGCAAGCCAUCACCCGCAUUGACAAACAACAGCACAGACGAGUCAUCAUCAUCCUUGCUAAUCUCACCGCACACCUUGCAAUAUCUACAAGCACAUCAACUUAUUGAACUUCUAAUGGAAAAUGGGAUGCGACAUUGGCGUUUUCAAACAUACCUUAACCAGGGACAAGGGGCCAAUGCAGCAUCAGUAGAACGGCAAAGUUACCGUGUCUGGGAAAGAAAAGGAUCACAGUUUAAUUGGGCCUUGUCUUGUGAUGCAGCACAUCUUGAAGACGUCCUAAGAGAUACUUUACACACACGUCAACACAUCCAAGUCGAAUACCAACAUGAACUCGUCAAUCUUCAAGACAUGAUGACCAGCAACGGUCCUGCUACUCCCGAUGAGCCCAUUGACUAUCCAAUCGUUGCCAGCAUUAAAGACCUUUCCACUGGAAGACUCAGUUGCCACCGUUCACGCGUUGUACUUGGUGCCGAUGGUGUCAAUAGCUUUGUAAGACAAAAAAUAGGAUGCAAGCAAAGGUGUGGUGGCAAGUCAGGCACGUUUUACACGCUCAAAGUAUCGGCAGAAGGCAACUUUCCCGGCAUGCGUGCAUUGUCAGUGGUCACCAAGGACAACAAGGCUGUUAUGCUUGUUGGCCACCGAAAGCACCUCAUCAUCACCAUGGAGGAGCAUUCAGAUUGGAGCCAGUUUUCUUUACUUGAUCACGAUGAUUUGCUACUUCAAGCUAUAGAAGCUCAUGUCAAAUCCAUCCUUCAACCUUAUGACAUCAAAUUCUCCAAGGUGCACUCCUAUAAGCGUUGGCAAGCCAAUGAUCCUAUGACCGAUAUCUUCAGCCUUCAUCGUCGAUAUUUCAUUGUUGGCAGUGCAGCACAGCGAUUGAGUCCACAUGACAUGCUUUCUGUCAAUCUUGCAUUUGAUCAAGUCCACAACCUCUGCUGGAAGCUGAAUUUGUACCUGAAGCAUUAUGCAUCGCCACACAUCCUCGAUACGUAUGAUAUUGAAGCCCGAUCGCAUGUGAGAGAUUAUAUGAUGGUGUCCAAUGCCAUGUUGGCUUUGAUCACUUGUGGCGACUACAAGGAAGAAAAGGAUGGUGAUGAUGACCGAGGCAGCGUUGCCAGCACAGCAACACAGCGAAUGAAACGAAGCGGCAGCUGGUUCAUUGGUGGUGCACCUUAUCCUUCGAGCAGCAUAAGCAAUUCCUUGACAAUUGCUUAUAAUUCCAAGCUGAAGCCAUACACUGCCCAACGACUCGUUUCUCAAAAUGUCAAACCAAAAGGAAGCCGAUCAUCCACGUCUAGCUCAAUGUCUGAUCCCGCCAGCAGCGUGGUUUCAAUCACCAAUAGCAGUACCGCUUCCAUGUUGUCAAGAAGUCGCUCGUUGACAGGGUUGAAUGGUAAACAUCGAUCACUUCCUAUGGCUGAUAUGAACAACCUUGAAAAUGGAAGCUCAUGGCUCUUUCGAAAACCCGUCUUUCGGAACAAGACCAAGGUUAAAACUCGAGGAUAUCAACACUACGACCAAGAUUCAGUUGUUGUUGCACCGCACGUAGAUCGAUGGCGGUUCAUCAAAGCCAACCAUUAUGACCUUCUUGAUCGUAUCACUGCCGAUCGCAAUACACCAGGCUGCUUUACCAUCUUGAUCUUUUGUACAUCUAUCACUGAUUGCCAACAUGCUUUGCAACAACUCAAGCAGUACUUGGAUUUGCCAUCAUCAAUCAUGCAAUACGACAUUCAUCCGAGCCAUCAACAUCGCCAACAAGAGCAACAACAACAACCUCAACAACCAUUGACCCGCCCUCUUUCAUCAUCGUCUUCCACCGAAUCAACCAUGUCUUCUCCUCGAUCUUCCUCUUCUAUCAUGUCAGCAGGCAGCCGUCUAUCUCGAUUCUUCUCAUCAUGGUCAUCUGCAUCAUCUCAUAGCACAGUGUCAGUACCAUCUUUGUCAUCCAGCAACACAGCGCCUUGCACGACAUCCAGUAUGCCAUCUUCUUUGUUUUCGUUUGUUUAUAUCACCUCUUCCACACGACAAGAAGUGGCCGACUUCCUCUCUAUAACACCUCCCAACAUCCUUCGUCACAUGUUUCCUCAUGGGCUUGAACGGCUCUAUUUGGAUCACGAUAAUCAGGCUCAUUCAUCCUACAGCAUCAAUGAACCCACCCUUGUCAUUGUGCGACCUGAUGAUUACAUGGGCGCACGGAUAAGGCUUCCUUGUCAACUACCGGGAUUGGGCCGUUACUUUGAUAGAUUCAUGGUGCCUCCCGUUGAUAUGGAUUCUGCCGCUGCCGAUGUAGCCGCUGAUUUUUACUUUUGA
Molecule: messenger RNA, 2418 nt
Organism: Lichtheimia ornata
Lineage: Eukaryota; Fungi; Mucoromycota; Mucoromycetes; Mucorales; Lichtheimiaceae
Exons: 6
Coding region: 1-2418 (805 amino acids)
Molecular function (GO): FAD binding
Source: RefSeq, a predicted model, not a curated record